Zophobas morio is the source of this 1399-nucleotide messenger RNA. Its product is annotated as succinate--CoA ligase [ADP-forming] subunit beta, mitochondrial-like. Gene Ontology annotation, biological process: tricarboxylic acid cycle; succinyl-CoA metabolic process. The transcript has 14 exons. Gene Ontology annotation, cellular component: mitochondrion; succinate-CoA ligase complex. Gene Ontology annotation, molecular function: ATP binding; succinate-CoA ligase (ADP-forming) activity. Lineage: Eukaryota; Metazoa; Arthropoda; Insecta; Coleoptera; Tenebrionidae. The coding region runs from base 45 to 1361 and encodes 438 amino acids. The record is from RefSeq and is a predicted model, not a curated record.
GUGGAGUUUGCCUUCAAGCCCGCCUUCACGCAUGAACCUUGACGAUGCAGUUUAUUUACUCCAACUUUCGAAGCAACUCUAUAUGGAGGAGAUCCUCUCUUUUUCACCAGACAUCUUUACGAUAUUUAUCCAUUCACGAACAUCAUGCCAUGGAUCUACUACGUAAAUUUGGCGUAAGUGUCCCGAGAGGAAUGGUGGCUGACUCGCCAAAAAGCGCAGCGCUUGCUGCAAAAAAAUUAAAAACCAGAUCUCUUAUUAUAAAAGCUCAAGUUCUUGCCGGAGGUCGAGGAAAAGGAACUUUUGAUAACGGUCUGCAAGGCGGCGUACUUCGUAUUUCAAGUCCAGAGGAAGCAGAUUUAUUUGCUCAGCAAAUGAUCGGCCACAAAUUAAUAACCAAGCAAACAGGUGUGAGAGGGAGGCCCUGCAAUCAAGUUUAUAUUUGCGAGCAAAUCCACUGCAGAAAAGAAUACUACUUUGCUUUUACUAUGGACUCCUCUUCAAAAGGGCCCGUGAUUAUUGCAAGUUCUCAGGGAGGCGUGGACAUUGAGUCUGUAGCUGCUAAUUCUCCAGACGCCAUCAUCAAAUCGCCCAUCAAUAUAUUUAACGGACUUAACGAAAAACAAGCAAGAAAAGUUGCACAAGAUAUGGGCUUCUCGCAGGAUUCACUCGAUGAGGCGGUGAAUAAUAUUUUAAGGCUUUACAAAUUAUUCAUUGAGAAGGAUUGCACGCUGCUUGAAAUUAAUCCGAUCGCAGAAGAUCAUGAUGGAAAAGUUUAUUGCAUGGACUCCAAACUUAAUUUUGACGACAACGCCGCUUUUCGCCAGAAAGAUGUGUUCGACCUCCGCGAUUGGUCACAGGAAGACCCCCGGGAGGUUCAAGCGUCGAAAUUUAAUCUUAAUUACAUUGGCUUAACCGGCUCGAUAGGGUGUCUUGUGAAUGGCGCUGGGCUUGCAAUGGCCACGAUGGACCUCAUCAAGUACCAUGGCGGGCAGCCCGCUAAUUUUCUAGAUGUUGGCGGCGGGGCGACGGCAGAGCAGGUCACCGAGGCAUUCCGGAUUAUCAACGAGGACUCCAAUGUUUUGGCCAUUUUCGUUAAUAUAUUUGGAGGCAUAAUGCGGUGCGACGUUAUAGCAAAAGGAAUUAUCCAAGCCACCCAGAAACUGUCCGUGCGUGUGCCAGUAGUCCUUCGUUUGCAAGGCACCAACGUGUCUGAAGCCAAAGACCUCAUUAACCAAAGCGCCAUGAAGAUAUUUGCAGUAGAUGAUCUUCAAGAGGCAGCGCAGAAGGUGGUGUGUCUGUCCGAUAUCGCUCAAAAGGCGAAAGAUAUAAACGUCAAAGUUGAAUUCGAACUUCCCUUAUAAUUUAAUAAAAAGUAUUGCUAAGGCCGUGCUAUUUCCAU